GACACUAUCGCGAUAGACAGCCUGCACGGAUGCAACUCAGCGGCAGGGGCCUGAUACUGGAAUGUGAAACUUCAAGUUAUUUAGCCAAAACAAACAGUCAACAAGCCUCACUGUACAGUUUAAGAAACUUCGUAGCUCACCUCGAGACCGAGCUAUGGUCCGGGACGUGAGAGAGAUUCACAAUUUGUGGUGAGUUUGAAAAAGUCGUUUGUAAGUACCUGAGUUUAGCAUUGUUAGCUAGCUAAUCCAUCAACACCCAGGCUGUGACAGCUGACCAGGCUAAGGUUAGCAUUAGCAGAGUUAGCUGGCAAGUUCUUGUCUAAUUAAGUUAAUUCGAUUCGCACAAGUGACUUUUCUGGAGAUUUCUGAACUACUCUAGUAACGAGUGACCAACUGAGUGGCUAACUGAUGCCGAAAGCUAGCCUGCUAGCUAGCGAUGGUAUGUCGUCGUUGCUUGGUGCAACAGCUCGGCUAAACAAACAACAACAGACUGACGGGAGCCUUGAUAGCAGCCCCGUGCUAAUGUGAAUGAAUACAAGCGACUCUGGCGUGUUUCCUGUUUAGUUAAAACACGACUGUGACUCAUUUUGAGUAGAUGAUCUGAGGUCCUGUUUUAAAAUCGAGGCUGACAGGUUUUACAGAGACAAUGUCGGUGAGACUUGAUGUAAUCUCUGCUGACACAUUUGGGUGUGUGACUGACUUUUGGCAGGCAAACCGAGCUAAUCAGAUUAUUGGGCGCACUGUCGUUGCAUGUUGUGUUUCAUGUUCAGUUUCGUGUGUGUCCUGUGAUCUACGUCGUUCUCAGGGGAUGAGACCACUCAGGUUGGUGCACCGUUUGCAGUUUGGGGCUCGUUGACUCUCUGUGUUGGCUCAGGAUGGCGCAGGGAGGCUCUCAGCUUGACUACCACAUCCUGCAGGACCUUAAGCAGCGUUUUCCAGAGAUCCCAGAGGGGGUAGUGUCACAGUGCCUUCUACAGGUAAACUCACACACCAAUCAAUCAAUCAAAUUUAUUUAUAUAGGGCCAAUUCACAACAGUCAUUAUCCCAAGACGCUUUCCAAAGAAAAAGAGCAGGUCUAGACCACGCUCAGUGUAAAAACCCAACCUAAGAUGGGAUUUUGCCCAUCUCAUCUAACAUGAGCUACAGUGGCAAGGAAAAACUUCCUUUUAACAGGCAGAAACCUUGGGCAGGACCAGAAUCAUGUUAGACAGCCACCAAGCCAGAGGAGUAGGAGAGAGGGCAGGGGGAGUGAAAGAGAACAAGAUAGAGGGAGAGAGAGAGGGAGAGACAGUGGAGAAGGAGGGAGCGAGAGAGAGACAGGGCACAACAGCUCAUGCAGAGUUGUGGUUGCAGAGCAAGUAAAGAUGAAACAAUAUGGAUUCAGUUUACAGCAGUGUUGUUAUCGUUGACGAAAAUAUUUCAUCAUUGUCCCAUUUUUUCCACGACGAAGACAUGACGUUGACGAGCUAAACAUAAGUCUUUGAAGACUAAAAUGUGACGAGACGAAUGUGCGUUUAUGUUGACGAGACGAGACAAAAACGUUAGUGGUGGACAGAGUUGCAAAAUUCAUGAGCAUUUCGUCAGUCAAACGCUAAACAUAUAGUCAACGUCAUCGUCAACGAAAAUAAAACUGGUUUACAGGAUCAGGAUAUAAGUAACUAUGGACUAUGUUAAAUUAAUUUAAUGUGAUUACAGUCAGCAGGCCUAAUAGUAGUUAACUCUACUUUUAUGUUAUUAAUGUCGGUGAGGCUGAUGUUAAUGUCUGCAGCAACAGUCCAGAGGAACCUAAGAGAAGAAGGAGCUCAGGGCCUGAGGCGGACAAUCAUAAAGGAUGCAGCUGGAGUCAGGCAGGAGGAGAGAAAGAGAACAAGACAGAGGGAAGGAGAGAGAGAAUGAGUAAGGGAGAGGGAGGGAGAGAGUAUACAGAAUCAUACACAUAGAAUCUGAUGUCUGGCAGAGGUAGGUAGGUUUUCUAAUAGUUUGAUAUUUAUCUGAUAUGUGUUUUUUAUUGCAAGAUAUCUUGAUAAGUUUCUAAAAAUUAAGUACAAGCCUCUAUCUCUGCAUCUGCUGCAUGCUACGCAGUAAUGCAGCAAUAUGAGUAAAUAAACUGCCACUGAUCUGUGCCAAAUAACAGACUAUUCUCUGUUGCUGUCUCAGAACAACAACAACCUGGAUCUCUGCUGCCAUCUGCUGGCUCAGGAGAGUAACAGAUACCUGUAUGGAGAGUUCCAUCACAGUCCAGAGGACGGACGACUCAGCAGAAACCACAUGCUGCACAUCAGCCUGGGCUACCCAGGCUCAGAUGCAAACAAGACAAAUGGUGGAGCACCAGGAGUAGGGCGCUCUUUAGUGCACAGUACAAGUGACAGUCACAUUGAACCCCAGAGGCCUAGCUAUCCCGAGCCACUGUCAGCCCCUGCUAACAUGGCCCCAUCUCCAGGAUACAAUCCCUUUUUUAUGAACGAUCAGAGUCGGUCGGCUAGCACGCCUACCCCUCCACCAACAAUGCAAGGCAUGUCCCCCACGUAUUCCCCUGUCUCACGUUAUAUGAGUCCUAUAACAGUCACACUUUCGCAAACUAUUCCCAGUGUUCCACAAGCCCUGCAGAUCCCCCCAGGGCACUAUGCUAAUAACUCCAACCCCACCCUGUACAUUAGACCAUCACCCUCCCAAAGCCCACAGCCGGCACCCUGGUCCUCCUCAGGGGCGUCUGUGUAUCAGCAUCAGCAGUCCCCAUACAGUACUCCUACAUACGGCUCCCCCUAUAGCUCUCCCCAGCAUCAGGUUCAGCCACAGCCCCAACCCCAACCCCAGCACCAGCAAUAUGUCUUCCUCCCUAUUAGCUCUCCACCCAUUCCCAGCAUGCCAUACCAUCACCAGCAACAACCGCAGCAACAGCCAGCAGUUUACAGGCCCUACCACACAAAAAGCUCCCUCAAGAACCAGAUAGAAAUUACCCUUGAGGGUCCGAGACCUCGCAGUAACUCACCUGUGCACAACCCCCACCCCCAAGGAACACUCUACAUGGCCACCAGCCCCUCACCCAGCUCUCCUUCGAGGGGCAUCACUUUGACUGGACCUACAGGCCCAGCGUCCUUCCACCCUGGGAUGUAUCUUCAUCAGGGCCCUGCAAGACCUCGGCCUGCCUCCUCUCCUCAACCUGGCCAGUCAGCCUACACCUUCAAAAUCAAAGUGUCGCCAGGAGGCCAGGCCCAGAGGCCCCCCAGCUCACCUCCUGUGGCUGAGGCCGAGUCUCUGCUCAACAUAGUAGACCACGGAGAGCACAGUGCUGCUCCUGCACCCAUCUUGCCCAUCUCUGCUCUACCUGGGAACAUUGCAAAUCAGUUUCACCAAAUGCCCCGACGCUCCAGCUCAGGCUCUGAUGACUAUGCCUAUACACAAGGUAAGUCAUUCUUUUCAGCUCAGUUUCCCUGCAAAUGUGUGUGACUUUCUGUUGCUUUUAGCCUGAGAGUGGCUGACUUCAUGACAAAAGUCAUAUGAGACAUGAUGGCAUGAGUGUUGGUAUAUAAAAUAUCAUAAGCUGCUGAUAUUUUUGUGUAUUGGCAGAUAACAUAGGAUGAUAAGAAGAACUUUGUUUAUACCCAAGGGGAAAUUCGCUAGAACAAUGUGUAAAAUGUAAUAAAUGUUCCAUUCUGUGCUUCCAGCCGAGUGUAGUUGUCACUUGUCACUCCAGCCUGCACAUAUUUGAUUUCUUAACGCAUGUUAACAAUGUUGCUCAUAAAACUGUAAUCAAGACUAAGAUUGGGGUUACUAGAAGAAACUAAUACUGCCAUUUUCCUGUCUGGGAUGUUUCUUGCAGUAUGAAAAAAUCUGUGAAUUCAUACCAGAUAUGUGCAGUAUGUUUUAUGUACUUUUAAACAGUUAAUAUUUCCAAUAAUACAAUGAAACUACAUUUAUGAUUGGAUCUGUGAGUCUAUUUUCUGCUUUUCAAUCAAAGCUCUUACCUACUUUUACAACAUUGUGUCCCUUCCUCUGACAGCAGCUUUUACACCAGAAGAGGGUGAAGGUGGAGCGACACAUUACUUCAUUAAAUUUCUUAAUGAAUGUGCUCGGCUUCCUUACACAUAUUCAAUAAUUUCUGGUGAUAUUAAAAAAUAAGGUGUGAUUGGUAUCACCAGCCCCUUGGUAGUUAUUUAUAAAUUAUUAACAAAAACUCACUGUUGUAAAAUCCACUUUGCUUUUUUUGGGCAUAUGGCGGGGUGUCUGCGAUGGCAGAAGUGUUGUGUGCGCAUGAUUUCACAGCCAUGUGCCACAUACAUGUACAGACUCUGCAUGCACAUGGUCAGUGCUUAAUGUGCAAAUUAGGAGCUGCAUUAAAGUGAUAUUGGAUGGGUGUUUAUUAUAGAUUGAACCAAAACAACGAGGGAGGGGUGAACGCUUGAUGCGUUCCAGGUUAUAUGAAUGGCGUUGCAUGUCCCACGCCCUGACUGUUGUGCAUACAAAUAUCACAGUUGGGAUAGUCAAACAUUACAUUGCUCAGCCCUAACUCAAACAUGUUUGUGACUCAAUCAUAGCAUAAUAUUUGGCCUCUUGUCAAGUGUAUAUUAUUUUCUUGUGUGGCUAUCAAUAAAAAAAGUUACUACUUUUUGCAAAUUUGUUGAAACUAUGAAAAAGAAGUCCUUGAGACAUCAGUGACUAUCAUUUUUUGUUUUUCAACUGCAAUAUUAUUGGCAUAUUUUGUUCAGUUAUAAUAAAGACUUUAUAGGAGUUUGAAUGAUAAAAGUCAUGUUUCACUUUUUGUAUGUUUACCUUAAGUUGUUGUGUAAUCCUUUGCUUAUUACUGUGAGAACACUGAUAGACUGUUUAAGAAAGAAACUUCCUGCAAGCUGUUCUAAAAUGUUAUGAUUUGUCUGUAAAUCUGCUUUUGUUGUGUUUAUUGCAACAAAAAUCAGUGCUAAAGUUGUGUAGUGUUUGGGCUAGCUCAUAGAUUCUUCUUUUGUUGUUGUUUUUUUUGUUUGCUCCUCCUCAGCGCUUCUGCUCCACCAGCGGGCAAGAAUGGAGCGUCUCCUGAAGGAGCUGCUGCGGGAAAAGCAGAAACUAGAACAGCUGAAGGCUGAUGUCAAUAAUAUGGAAUAUGACGCCCUUCAAAGACGCUUUCGAAGAGUCAACUCCACCAGUUUAAUACCAAGAGUAAGGACUUGUAGUUUGUUUGCUUUAUAUAAUCUGAUAUAAUGCAAUCCAGAAUCUGUAGCAACCACAACUGUUUUCAUGUAUUUCAUUCAGGCUUUGGAUGUAGGUGUAUGUGCCAUUUAAAAGGCCGAAAAAUAUUUAGGUACCAGUUGCUACAAAGAUUGUUUUUGUCAUUUAAAAGGAUGUUAAUUUAUUCUUUACUUGCAAGAAUAAGUUUGACAGAAGGCAGUACUUGGUCACCUAUUUUUAUCCAAUCUAACUGGGUUGUUGCUUUUGCACAUGUACCCAGCCUGAGGAGAUGACCCGAUUGCGGAGUCUGAACAGACAGCUUCAGAUUGAUAUCGACUGUACCCUAAAGGAGACAGAUCUUCUGCAAUCAAGAGGUAAACACACACACACACACACAUACACAAACAUUAAUGCGCAUCCCAACACAUGAUCCUUUGAAGUGCGGUCUGAUGUAUUUCAAAGCAUUGAUGUUGAAAGAGCCAAGCCUAGGAGCAGACAGAGUUGGGUCCAGAGUGAUGGAUGAGGUUUCAUCAUGCAGCACAUAGAUGGGGCACUCUACGGUAACCAGCUGGUUUGCAACACGACCUGCCUGAUCCAGAGUUGACCCGUAUCAUGUCUUAUACAAUGUUUUCUGACACAUGAUCCCUAAAUAACAAUGUCAUUUAUGGCAGCGUUUCUUCAUAAUCCACCUGACUACAGUGUGGCAGCAUGCUAAAACAUGAAAGCAUUGUGUCAAUCACUGUUAGUUGGUACCUAAAGAGUUUUUGAGCUUUGUUGCUAUCUUUCAAGCCUUCACUGUGAAACCUCUUCUUUUUAGGCUUGUUUUUUAAUACUGGCCCUCUGAGAAGCAUCUGCAGAGUUUUCCUAACCAGUGUCCUACUCACUCUCCCCCAUAUAUAUAUUCUGCCCAGUCAGUGAACAACUGAACCUUCUGCAAAAAGAAGCAUUUUCAAUUUUUUUGAUUGAUGCAACAUCAGCACUGUGUAUUUCAUUCAAUAUAAAAUCGCAGAACCAUGCAAGUUUAUGUCUCUUUUUUAACAAUAGGAUGUACUUUCAGCUUGGGCUAACAAUUAAGUUUGGCCGGCAUAUACAAUCACAUAUACAUUGUGCCUCUGUUGUGAUGUCAGCUGGUGAUGUCAGAGAUGUACAAUCACAAAGCUGCUCGUUGGGUUUGGGAAUUGUGCCUCAAGACAAUUCCAUUCAGUAGCAAAAUUAGAUGGCUAACAAGUUAACGUGUUAAUAUGAAUGCUCGUCUGUCAGCAUUUUAAAACAAGGAAAAACUGUGCUUACUCUGAGAAGACACUGAUAUCUCCUGUUGAUAUAUAAAUUAGGGAUCAAAUGUAGAGUUUUGCAUUUAAGCAUGAUUUUACGAGUCCUUUUAGAAAAAACAUGCUGAAGAAAUGAGACACUAUCAACUAGCAAAAUGCUGUGAUUAAGCAGACCAUCUGUGUGUAAAUACGUGUAUGGUUCCUAGCCUGGCUUAUUUGCUGUACUAGCAGCUGUUAAUUUGUGGAAUACAAUCUAAGACGGCUCAGUUGGAUGGCAAAACAGCAUGCUGUAUAAAAGCAUGUCAAAGGAUAACACUUGAGCAUAAAUGUUAGCCUGUUUUAACUGUUUGCCCAUUGAGUCUUUUGGCCAGAGUCUGCUGAGUUGUAUCCUUCUGUCAAAAGAUUCGCAGAGAAUCGUAGGCUGGGAACUGAUUGGAUCUCAGACUGGAAUGGACAAUUGUAAACAAACUCCUGUAUCUGGUUUCUGCUUUCCUCCACAGGGAAGUUUGACCCAAAAGCAAUGAGCAACUUCUAUGACAACAUUCAGCCCGGUCCAGUUGUGCCCCCCAAACCUGGGAAGAAAGGUGAGAAUUGUUAUGCUCAGUUUUAAGGAAAAAAAAAGUGAGUCAUGAAACAUUUCUCUAAGGUUAAGAAGAGGAGGAAAUAAAUGUUCGACAGAGUAUAAUUACGUGUUCAAACAGUUGCCAGGAUACCGUUAAAAGUUUUAGUGCAGGACCUCUUAGGUCAUUGCACACAUUGUGUUUGUCUCAGAAGUUUUUGAACAUUAUUCGUUUAAAAACCAAGACGAAAAGCUUAACGCACUGUGGUCUGAAUUGAUGUAUACAAAUUUGUUGUCAUGGAAACUAGAUGAGAAACCUUGCUAUUACGUGAAUGCUCAUGUCUAUUAUAUUUUACUGUGAAUGCCUGCUGCUUGAAUGCAUUCCUCAUGCGUGUCUACUUACUGAUAGCCGUGGUUAAUUUCUAGAUGUCACUUACAUUGUUGUGUUCAUCACAUGUACAAACCGCUUUUUUUUUCUUUCUACUAGAAGCUGAGCAGGCUCCAAAGCCAGCGCCAGGGCCUCAGAGGGAUGAAGACUUUGAGGGCGCCCAGUGGAACUGUGAAAGCUGCACCUUCCUCAACCACCCUGCACUCAACCGCUGUGAACAGUGCGAAAUGCCGCGCUACACCUGAAUUUAGCGCUGCGCUGUAUUGCCCAACCUCACCUUCUCCCCUCGGAGAGUAUAAGCUCCACCCUUUUAAAAUCUGCAGAAUCUAUCCAGAGGUCUUCCCCCUGUCAGUCAAUAUAUAAGAGCCUACUACCUGCUGAGGAAGAGCCACUAUCCUGCUCUACCAACUUCUGUCGACCCGCUUCUGUCUGCUACUCCUGUGCACUUUGACCCUUCAUCAGCAGAUGAUUCCUCAUUUCGGGACAGCUGGGACUCUUCUUAAAGUAAAUGUAUCGCAGUGACGCUGUGCGACUCUGGCAGUGGUUGGGACAGGACUUCAAAAAAGGUCAAAGCAACCGAUGAAGAAGAUUACGAAGAGGAGCCGCAGUUUACCUAAAGAACAUUCCACGCAGAUUGAGUGACUGCCUUGUUUACACGACUGCGCCCAUUCCUGGACUAAAAAUGGAGGCACUUCCACUUAAGUGCAGGACCUGUGACAUCCUCUCUGACGGCAGAACAAUGAAAUCAAUGUUAUAUAUGUUCUGACUAAUGCGAAUUGUAGACUCUACACUGUAUCUGGCUCUGUACAAGAGCUAAUUUCACUGAAAGAACACUAAAGACACCUGCAUAUCAGUAUAUUCCUGGUACUUUUAUGCAUAUUAAACCACCCUGUAUUAUGUGUUCAGAAGAUGUUAAUUUCCUGUGCAAAUGCCUCAACUUGCUGUACUUAAUAAAGGAGCUGAUUCUAUGUGAGUG
Molecule: messenger RNA, 8351 nt
Organism: Xyrichtys novacula (pearly razorfish)
Lineage: Eukaryota; Metazoa; Chordata; Actinopteri; Labriformes; Labridae
Source: the annotation of a GenBank genome assembly